AUGGAUGAAGAGGGCUCUAAAAAUGCAAGGAAAAUAGAUGUUGCAUGGAAAUAUUCAAUCAUGAUCCCAGAUGAGAAAUACUUCCGAUGCAAGUUCUGUACUCAACAAAUUAGCGGCACAAUUAACAGAUUGAAGCAACAUUUAGCAGGCACCCACAAAGGGAUAAAGCCUUGUCCGAAGGUACCGGAUGAAGUAGCUGAAGAAUGCAAGAAAGCAUUACUAAAGCUUCAAAAUGUAAAAAUCAUGAGAAAGGCUACUUUGGAAGAAAUGCGAGUUGUUGCAACAGGAAGUGGUAACAUGAAUGGUGAAUCAGGUUCUUCUCCAACUAUGAGCAAUUUGCCUCCAAAGGCUAGAGGUCCGCUGGAUGAUUUUGUUAGUACUCAAGCAAGACAAGCUACUUUGAACUCCAAAUGGAAAAAAGAGGAAAGAAAAGAAGUUUGUCAGCGAAUUG
Messenger RNA from Nicotiana tabacum (common tobacco), 451 nucleotides. Lineage: Eukaryota; Viridiplantae; Streptophyta; Magnoliopsida; Solanales; Solanaceae. The record is from RefSeq and is a predicted model, not a curated record.